CUCUCUUUUCUUUCUUUCUUUCUUUCUUUCUUUUUAGCUCCAUUAUGCAGCAUGAGUUGCUGUCAGAAGUGUUUUGCUGCCAGUCCGGACUUGUUCAGACGGCAGCUAAUGAUCGCAGUUCGAGUUAUUUGUCAUUUAAAGCGGCAGAAAGUGAAAGUCAGUUGUAAUUUAUCUUCCUCUGGAGAGACUGUGGAGAUUCACCUGCUUCUAGGAAAAUGGUUCGCCGACAUUUCCUGGCUGUUUUCGUCUCUUUACUUCAUUUAGCUGCUGCAGAGAAUGUGAAAUAUGCCCUCCUGGGUCAGACGGUCAUUCUGAAUCCAGAAAUCAAGGCAUCUGGUGCAAAUAAAAUCCUGUGGAAACACAACAGGGAGAAAGUGGUGGAGUUUAAUGGACAUGAGCAGAAUGAGUACAAACCAUUUGAAGAUAGGAUCACACUGUACUGGCACACUGCAGAGCUGGAGAUCACCAACCUCAGAUAUGAAGACAGUGGAGACUAUGAACUGGAGGUGAACAAAGAAUUGAUAUCUUUCCCUUUCAAGCUGAAGGUCAUUGGUAAAGUAUCCAAACCUUCCAUAUCCUGUGAGAUAGAAGACACCAGCUCUGAUGAAUCUGGAAACCGGGCCUCACUGAAAUGCUCUGCAGAAUCCAGCCGUUCUGAGUCCUUAAUGAAGUUAGAAUGGAGCUGGCGUGGCAGCAUGCAGCCCGGCCCAAAUUUAACAAUCCCUCUGGGGGAUGAGAAUGAUGAGGAAGAGUACAAUUGUACUGUGAGCAACCCGAUGUCCAGAGAGACGACGACUUUCUCUGCAAGGAACUGCUACUCUGAGACGAAUUUAACUGGAAUCAUUGUCAGCUGUGUUGUUGCUGUCAUUACUGUCCUUCUGGUGAUUUUGGGGCUGCUGUUAUUCCUGAAACGAAGACGACGUACACCAGAACAAAACAGAAGUGACCCUGAGCAAAAUCCUUUAAUGAAUACGCAGUCCAACUUUCAGUCUCCUACGCAAUCAGCAGGCUUUGCUGAAGAGAACGACAACACAGAGCCAGUUGGUUUAAAGAAAAAAGUAAAAUGUUAUCAAGAGAUGACAGAUGAGCAUGAGAAUUCCACUCCUGCUAAACCUCCUGGUCUUGCCAAACCUUUGUCUCCAUUGAAAUUGCACUUUUCAGUCACAUCUCAAGAGGGUGGCAUCGAUAAACACAAGAAAGAAAACAACUUGGAUCAAGUCAGUGGAGAACUUCUUCAACACCCUGCUGGAGAGUCAAGCAUGGAGGAGAAAAACCAGUCAGAUGAAGAGAACAAAAGUGACCCUGAACAAGAAACUUCAAUUGGUAGACAGUCCACCUCUCAGUCUCCUCCGCAAUCAGCAGGCUUUGCUGAACAGAACGACGACACAGAGCCAGUUAAUGUAAAGAAAACAGGAGAAAUUUUUGAAAGGACGAAAGGAGAAAACAGAAGUGACCAUGAGCAAGAAACUUUAGUUGGUAGAUCGUCCACCUCUCAAUCUCCUCCUCAAUCGCCACGCUUUGCUGAACAGAAUGACAACACCAAGCCAGGAGAAAACAGAAGUGACCGUGAGCAAAACACUUUAAUUGGUGGACCGUCCACCUCUCGGUCUUUUGACAAAUUGCCAGACUUUGCUGAGCGGAAUGACAACACAGAGCCAGGAGAAAACAAAAGUGACCGUGAGCAAAAAACUUUAAUUGGUGGACCGUCCACCUCUCAGUCUCGUGAAGAAUUACUUGUCUUUGCUGAACGGAAUGACAACACAGAGCCAGGAGAAAACAGAAGUGACCGUGAGCAAAAAACUUUAAUUGGUGGACGGCUCAACUCUUGGUCUCUUGACGACUUUCCAGACUUUGCUGAGCGGAAUGACAACACAGAGCCAGGAGAAAACAGAAGUGACCGUGAGCAAGAAACUUUGAUUGGUAGACGGCUCAACUCUCGGUCUCUUGACUACUUUCCAGACUUUGCUGAGCGGAAUGACAACACAGAGCCAGGUGAGGAGACCUUUUCUACUCUUCCUUAUUCUCCCGAACCACCGUCUCCACCGACAAUGGACCCUUCAAGCAUACCGGGUGAGGAUGGCAUCGAUAACCACAAGGAAGACAACAACUUGGAUCAGGCCAGUGGAGAACUUCCAAAAUGAACUGGUGGAGAGUAUCAAAUCAAAUCAAGAAAACUGAGACACUGACACUUCCCAAAAUGCCCUGAUUUCUCACAUGGAGCCCCAGAUCAGAAGAAAAGGACAAGAUUACCAAAGUGUCACUAAUAGCAACAGCUGGUAAAAAGUGCACUUGAAGUGCAAUGCAGUCCCGAAGGAGGAAAGACUCACAAUGAACGCUUCAAAAGGACAAAGAAGGAGAAAAGAAAACAAGGCUGGUGAAUGGAGUCCCUCAAAAUGUGACAUAUUGAAAAGAGAAAACAUCCGACAGGAACACAGUGGAAGACAGAUGAACACAAAGAAGAAGACAGUUGAAGAGAGGGAGCCAAAGGGAGUUAAACAUUUGCUCAGUGACUGCAAUAAAUAGCUGAAGUUGAUAUAAAGAGCCUCUGAUAACAAUCACCUGUGUCUCAGUGGCCUGAAGAGAGGAGGGAGGUUCACUGCUUCGUUUCCCUUUUUAAUGUGAUAUACUGUAUAUCUUUAGAAACACUCAUAUCAGUAUCUCAGCAAAAAGAAGUUAUUAUACAUGAUAGAUAAAUCUCAACAAGCAUUAUAGAGAUAUCAUCCUUCAUCUUCUGUGCUCUCCUCAGCCUCACAGGGUUUUCUUCCAGAGAACAGAGGAGAUCCUCCUGUCUUUUCACCAUUUAACUUUUACUCUUUUCAUUCUUUUCUAAUGCGUCUUAAUAGCUAAUUUAUCUUUGCUUUUACUAACAGAACACUGUGACAGAUGACAGGGGCAGGGUGGCCAUCGGGAGGUUCGGGAGGUUUCCCAAAUGGCCAGUGUAUUCCGGGCCACUGGGGUCUAUUCUUGCCGGUGACCACAAGCGGCAUAUAUAUAUAUAUAUAUAUAUAUAGUUUUUUUUUUUUUUGGUUUUUUGUACCUUAAGCU
Molecule: messenger RNA, 3045 nt
Organism: Salarias fasciatus (jewelled blenny)
Lineage: Eukaryota; Metazoa; Chordata; Actinopteri; Blenniiformes; Blenniidae
Exons: 15
Coding region: 216-2141 (641 amino acids)
Cellular component (GO): membrane
Source: RefSeq, a predicted model, not a curated record